Molecule: messenger RNA, 1042 nt
Organism: Marchantia polymorpha subsp. ruderalis
Lineage: Eukaryota; Viridiplantae; Streptophyta; Marchantiopsida; Marchantiales; Marchantiaceae
Source: the annotation of a GenBank genome assembly
GGUGGUGUUGGUGUGUCUCGCUAUUUGGCUUCCACCUGUAAUGGCCCUUGCCUACACGGCGGGUUCACGGUUUCUUCUCCAGCCCUAAAGUUAGGCCCUCCCGCACCGCUCUGCUCAGUUUAACCACUCGGUCGGUCCAUCGCUAUUCGGUAGUCAAAAUAGCAGGUAAACUCUGCAAGUCGGCAACGCUCGAGCGGACCGAGUAUAAAUGCACGCAUAUAUUCCUCUCCCGUCCUCCAUUCCAGGCCAAGCAAGCUGAUGAAGAUUGUGUUCUGACGACCGGAGAAGUGUUCUGCGUGACAUGCCGCGCUCUGCCUUCGAUCUCGUAAACAAUUUUGGGCGUGAUAUUGGAGGAACUGUGAGAAGAGAUUGGGUGUCAUCGUGAGUGGUUAUCACGACGACGUCGCGCUGCUCGUCUUCUAUUCUGCAACAUUUGCCUCGUCGCUGUGGAGUUCAUGAGCGAGAUUAAGGGAAAGAAAGAAAUGGAUCCUGCACAGAUGAUUGCUCCUGUGUUUGGAAUCGCUGCCGCUGCGGCAAUUACGUUCUAUGCCGUGAGCUUCAUGGAGAUGAGCGAGAAAUCUUUUGAAAACCUUGGGGACAAAGAUCUUGAUCAGGUGAAACUGCGGUCUUCACAAUCUGCGAGAGAGAAAAGACGAGGGAAAGACACAGUGAAACAGCAAUCAAAGGAUUAGGACAUACUAUAUCGUUGUAGUGAAAAGGAUUGUCAAUUUCAGGGACUGUAACAUAGAAAAGAGGACAGUUUGCAGAGAGAAGAUAUGUAAAUGCGGCCAUUGCAUGCAUGUUUUAUUGUCGGACAACAUCAAUGUUAGGUUCAAAAUAGUUCUACGGUUACCUGUUUACUUUUUGUAGAGUAGAAACGAGCAUAUAUGGUUUCAUAUCAAGGUUGAUGGUUUAUUAAGGGAUGACGAAGGUUGGCUAUUGUGCCCAUUCAUUGAGUUUGUGAUGGAAUCAAAGAUUCUUUCAAAACAUUUGUAGUCAACCGAAUUUUCUGUUUUGGCCGGUCGCUUGCAUUUGCCCUUAA